Pecten maximus is the source of this 2329-nucleotide messenger RNA. RefSeq names its product forkhead box protein F1-like. NCBI's taxonomy places the organism in Eukaryota, Metazoa, Mollusca, Bivalvia, Pectinida, Pectinidae. Gene Ontology annotation, molecular function: DNA-binding transcription factor activity, RNA polymerase II-specific; RNA polymerase II cis-regulatory region sequence-specific DNA binding. Gene Ontology annotation, biological process: animal organ morphogenesis; regulation of transcription by RNA polymerase II. The record is from RefSeq and is a predicted model, not a curated record. Gene Ontology annotation, cellular component: nucleus.
AUGCGUGUCUCGGUUAAUCAAACGAUCGGCGUGCAUACAUACGAUAGAGUUAUCAGGACCGCCGUCCCCCUAUCUAACACUCAUCUGAUGUAGAUAGAAUUAUCUCACCACCGAGGCUGCGAGGCAAGUACCUACAUAUCUACGUAAACCAGUAAUAUUUUAUGUUAUAUCUUGUGUUUGGUAUAAAGAUGACAUUUUGGUUCUGAAGAAAUUUCAACAGUUGUAUACGGACUGAGAGCUGGGGGAUCCUUCUCUCCCGGGUUUACUGGAAAGUUUACACUACAAGUAUACAAAAUAAUAAACAUGGAUCCGACAGACGUGAAGGAUAUUACGGAACUCAGGGGAGUUCUUCACUGUCAGGAGGAAGGUUUCGUCCCAAAGAAAGAGCCAUGUUCUGUCAGCGAGGAAAACGAUUCAGACGACGAAUCCGACGAUGUACCGACGACGACAUCGUCGAUGAGCCCCGACUCGCCUUCGUCUACUCAGAAAGGCGCGAAGAAGGCGGGCGUCGGAGUUCGACGGCAGGAAAAGCCGCCAUAUUCUUACAUUGCUCUCAUCGUUAUGGCUGUACAAGCCUCACCAAACAAACGUUGUACAUUAAGUGAAAUUUACCAGUUCUUACAACAAAGGUUUCCGUUUUUCAGAGGUGCUUAUCAAGGAUGGAAAAACUCCGUCCGACACAAUUUGUCUCUUAAUGAAUGUUUUAUCAAGCUUCCGAAAGGUCUCGGUCGACCGGGAAAAGGACACUACUGGACUAUUGAUCCGGCGGCAGAGUUUAUGUUCGAGGAAGGGUCGUUUAGAAGACGACCAAGGGGAUUCCGAAGGAAGUGUCAAGCGUUGAAGCCUUUCGGAAUGUUGGGAGUUAAUAGUAUGGGAGGCAAUCCUAGUAUAAUGGGGACACAUUAUGACAUUUUUCAUCAAAAUGCCAAUAUGGCGUCGAUGGCAGCGAUGCAGACGUGUUCCGUCGCUGCUUCGACACAGAACUAUGACACAAGUGGGAUGGUGAGUCCUCAAAAUGGAGCAAGUUUACAACACCAUGCAAGCUAUCCCCCGAUACCGCAACAUAACAUGUCGUCAAAUGUCAACUGUGGUGGAUUCUGUAACAUGGCCGUCAACGUGAGCGGUCGAUACGGGCCGAGUUGUGCGAUGGCCGGAAUGGACGGUACAGACUAUACAGCUACGGCCAAUUUGACCAACGCCAUGUACGACCGUGACCACUCCAUGCAAGGAGUUCUCCCACCUACAUCUUGGUCCUCACAGCGUUACAUCAAACAGCCCCUGAGUCCGGCUGGAAGUACCGGAUCUGUUCCUAGUAUGUCGCCUUCCUCUUCCGGUGACCACUCGCCCUACGGUCACGUUCCGACCGCGUCGACGGAACCCAUGGACCUCGCAUUAGCAGGCAUGCGACUUCCUCCUCAAAGUUAUAAUCAAAACACAUCAUGUGACAGGAAGUCAUAUUUUCCCUACGGUACCAACGGUAUGAAUGCAACCCUUCACCAUUCUCCGUAUUUCGAGAAAUGUGCGAUGUGAUCACGUGAUUCUUGGGCGCUUCAUCAUCAAAUGUCAUUACCCAUGUCAAUCAUCUGUCUACCCAUCAGGUGCUCAACUGGACAUGCCCCGCAAGGAUAAAUUGGAAAUGACCAAUCAUUGUGGAGUAUGUUGACUAUGUAAUUUAUUUUUCUACUUACUAAAGAUGCUAUAUCUCUGACCAAGAGGAAUUACUCUCUAUUGAAGCAAGAUAAGAUUGUUGUAUAUUUUUAUACAAUGCCAAAAGCUAUAAAAAAUACGCUAUAACCAUCCUCCGAAAGUGAAAUGUCAAUUAGAUAUAUUUCUAUAAUAUAGGGGUCGUUUUAUAUUUUUUAUGAGAAACAGUGUGGACCUUGUCGGCGAUGCAGCAUCUUUAAAUAUGAAAUGAUUGUCGAGUGUCGUAUAUUUUGUGCAAGACAAACCAUACCCAAACAUUGUCAAAGUUCAGAUACUCUCCUUUCACCAUGAAAUCAGUGGACCUAUAUUUUCUAAUGUGGACAACGACGAAAGGAAAACUGUUCUUAUGAAUUAAUGUGUUGGUACGCCGACUUUGGGACUUGGUUGUCAUGGAGCAGUUCACAAACAUCAAAGAAUGACCUAUCUACGUGAAGUCUCGUUCCGUGAAGUCUCGUUCUGUGAACUCUCGUUCUGUGAUCUCGUAUUCAUGUGACACGCGGAAAUACAUUUUUACCUACAUGUGUAAAUGUUGUGAAGCUGUGAACGUAUUUUUUUUAAUAUACAAUUAUGUUGUACAUAUAAAUAUCUAUAUUAUAUUGUUAGAAUUAAAAAAAAACCUAAAAUG